Messenger RNA from Jaculus jaculus (lesser Egyptian jerboa), 964 nucleotides. RefSeq names its product elongation factor 1 (gene Elof1). The record is from RefSeq and is a predicted model, not a curated record. Gene Ontology annotation, biological process: transcription elongation by RNA polymerase II. Lineage: Eukaryota; Metazoa; Chordata; Mammalia; Rodentia; Dipodidae. The transcript has 4 exons. Gene Ontology annotation, cellular component: transcription elongation factor complex. Gene Ontology annotation, molecular function: RNA polymerase II complex binding. The coding region runs from base 107 to 358 and encodes 83 amino acids.
CCCGGGGAGAGUUCAGCUUCCGGCACGGAACGGAAGCCAGUGUCCCCUAGGUGAACGCGGCCUCGGCGGCGGCGCGGACCCACUGCUGGUUCAUGCACCUGCAGCCAUGGGCCGUAGAAAGUCCAAACGGAAGCCACCUCCCAAGAAGAAGAUGACAGGCACCCUGGAGACACAGUUCACCUGCCCCUUCUGCAACCAUGAGAAGUCUUGUGAUGUGAAAAUGGACCGUGCUCGCAAUACCGGAGUCAUCUCUUGUACCGUGUGCCUCGAGGAAUUCCAGACCCCAAUCACAUAUCUAUCAGAACCAGUGGAUGUGUACAGCGAUUGGAUAGAUGCCUGUGAGGCAGCCAAUCAGUAGCAAUGCAGAGGACCCACCCCCUUGGCAUCCCUGCCUGCUAUGGACCCAACUGCUGGGUCCCAAUCCAGAGACAUUCCAAGGGGUCCGGGGUGUGGGUCCAGGGCUGUGACAGCCCUCUGUGUGUGUUUGGAAUGGAAGUGUGUGUUGCCAUGACUGUGUGCUCAGAGGCAUGGACAUGAAGGGUGGCUGUGUCUGACUAUCUAGGGCACCCUUAAAUGAGCUUCUCCUGCUUCACUUGACUCCAGAAGCUUUUGAAUUGCACCCUUCUCCAGCCUCUGCUUCCAAGCUUUGAGGUUCUGGUACCUCUGCAAACAGUUUCUUGAUGUUGCAAGCAAGGGGUAGCUGCAGGACUUCUCCAGCCUCCUCAGCCACCUCUCAAGCAACUUGCCCUUGGGAACUGGACUCAUAGCCCUCCUUCCUGACCUCCUGUGGCCUGAGAAUCAAGGCCACCAUUCCCCUGAUCUAGGGCUUGGCAAGCAGCUAGCUCCCCAAUACUAACCAGAGUCCCAUUUUCUGUUCAUUUGCUUUUAUAGAAGAGGUAUGGGCUGGUAUGGGGACAACUGUCAUUCAUAAACCUGUCAAUAAAGCAGCUGAUGUGAAUUCCCA